AUGAGACCCAUGCUGGGAGUGUCGGUGGUCAACGGUACAGUAACCUUCGAUGGCCUAGCCUGGUACAUCAUCCAGUGUCUGCAGCAGUCACUGCGAUUCAAGACACAGCUACAAACGACUGACGAACAGAUCUGGUCCAGCCGACGUGCCACUGGAGAGUGGGGAGGUCCACUUGGAAUGCUGGAACGAAACGAGUCCGACAUCACGGCGCACCCAGUAAUACCGACGGCUGACCGCCUCACGGUGGGCACACCGCUACCAUCAUACGUGUACUCCAACCCGCGAUACUUCGCCGGCACGCCCAACGCCUAUAUCACCAGCGUGUUCGGAUACCUGAUGAGCUUUGACUUGGAGGUCUGGCUGGGACUGCUGCUGUGCUGGCCCCUGGUGAGCGCUUUCAUCUCCCUAAUCGAAGCGGCACGGUCUCCAGUGCGGUUCAAGGACACCAUCACCGACAACCUCUUCGACAUCCUCGGCAUCAUGAUGUUCGAAGGCACUGUUCGUCCCGUGCGUGACGUCAUAGGCCGCGUGGUGUUCUCCGUGUGGUGGCUGUCGGUUCUGGUGCUGAUGAACUCGUUUCAAGGAACGAUGAAGGCCAGCAUGAGCGUCAAGACACCGACGGAACGCCUGGAGACCUUUCACGACGUCGCCGUGAGGCCGCACCUCAAACCGAUCAUCGUACGAGGAACGACGUUCGAGCACCAGUUCAAGGUGAAGAGAAAUACAUCUACACAGCCUGGUCAAGAGCACGACCACCCGUUAAAUAUGUUCGCUCUGUAA
Messenger RNA from Rhipicephalus sanguineus (brown dog tick), 780 nucleotides. RefSeq names its product probable glutamate receptor. The coding region runs from base 1 to 780 and encodes 259 amino acids. NCBI's taxonomy places the organism in Eukaryota, Metazoa, Arthropoda, Arachnida, Ixodida, Ixodidae. Gene Ontology annotation, cellular component: membrane. The transcript has 5 exons. Gene Ontology annotation, molecular function: ligand-gated monoatomic ion channel activity. The record is from RefSeq and is a predicted model, not a curated record.